AGGCUAAGACCCUUUACCUUUUGCUUACAAUUCCUUGCUUUUCUUAAAAAACAUAACAUUUUUCAGCUUUUGUUUUUGUAAGAUGAGCCCUCUUUUUUUUGAUAAAGAAGCUGAGCCCUCUUAAAGCUCCUUUAUUCUUAUUCUUUAUGGGUAGUACACACCCAUCAAAGCCUUCACUUGACUUCAAAGUUUUGGACUCAGACGCACUAUCCCUCUCUCUUCCACAAGAGAGAUAUGGACGGGCAUGAAAUGACCUCAACUUGAUCAGUUACUGUAUCUCAAAGAAAGCUUCCUUCCAUCCAUCUAACUUCCAAGAGAAUAAGAACAACACAACAAGCUAGAAGGUAGAAAUUAGAACAAGAGCUUCAAGAAUGGAAGAAUUCGAAUACCACGAGCUCCGAGCAGCGACCGACAACUUCUCCUUAUCAGCGCUUGUUGGAAAAGGAAGCCAUGGAUGUGUCUACAAAGGUGUUCUAGGAGGUGGCAAGCUAGUCGCGAUUAAGAAGCCUUCGAUUGGUCUUCAAAUCCUUCAAGACAACUCCAAACUAGAUAACGAGAUUCAGGUUCUCUCUUCUCUACAUAGAAGCCCUUACCUUGUAAACCUGAUUGGAGUGAGUCAGGAAGGUUUGACUCAGAAGAAACUCCUUGUUAUGGAGUUCAUGCCUAAUGGAUCUCUUCAUGACUCGCUCCACAACCUGUCUACCCCUCCAAGCUGGUCGAAACGCUUACACGUGGCUCUACAAGUCGCCCAGGCAGUGCAGACACUCCAUGAGUCCAGACCCUCUGUCAUUCACAGGGACAUCAAGUCAGCCAACAUUUUGUUCGAUUGCAAUUGGAAUGCCAAGUUGGCAGAUUUCAGCCUAGCGGUUAGGCAGAGAGAGUCAACUCAGAGAGUUCACCCACCAAGUCAACCCGCUGGUACAAUUGGUUACUUAGACCCUUGUUACACAACACCAGGAAAACUAAGUACUAGAACUGAUAUCUUCAGCUUUGGGGUUGUAUUACUAGAAAUCAUAAGUUGUAGGCGAGCAAUCGAAGCCGGGCGAGAUCCAGCUUCUAUUGUUGACUGGGCAUUGCCAUUAAUCAAUGGAAAUCGGGGAGGUCUCGAGGUAUGUGAUACAAGGAUCGCAUUACCCGGCAACAUGGAGGGCACGAUACGUUGCGUCCUCAAUGUUGCAGUACGUUGUGUUUCAUCCAAUGAAGAGUAUCGUCCUUCAGUGGCAGAGAUAGUUAGAGAAUUAGAGACCUGUGUGGUGAGACGAAUUCGAUAUCCAGUGUGGCGGAGCCUUCUCGAAAGCGUUCUUUCACGGCGUAAACAGAGAACAACCACACGGACGACCACGAUAAUAUGCACAACACAUCAAGCAGACGUUCAAGUGGAUCAUUCAAGAGGGAAAGAUGUUGGUAAAAGAGGUUUUAGCUGAAGUGUCCUUCAAUUAAAGCACAAAAACUCAACCCGGUCAGGCCGAGUAAUUGAAUCAGACGAUUCAGAGUCAUGAGUUGAGAUGAACUCUAUGAAGAAAAACGACGUGACAACCUGCACGCACACGCAAGAAGCAAUCCAAACAGAAGAAUCCUAAAAGCAGGUGGGAGGGCAUAAUUAUUAUUCCACAUAAAGCUUUGUUUAAUGGGCUUUGCCAUUCCAUGCUGAUGGCUGCAACUCACCUUCUUAUUUUAUUUUCUUCGCUUCUCUCUCUCUCUCUCUCUCUCUCUCUUUUAUUUUUUAUUUUUGAGAUUGGAGAUCCUAUCUCUGAAUGUAUGAUUGUAUAAUACAGUAUAGAAGAUAAAGAAACUGAAAAGGAAGAAUUGGGGAAGGCCCAAGAAGACAAUGAAGAAAUUCUUUGUCCCCUGCACGA
This is a messenger RNA of Macadamia integrifolia, 1856 nucleotides long. RefSeq names its product serine/threonine-protein kinase-like protein At5g23170. The transcript has a single exon. Bases 372 to 1424 code for a protein of 350 amino acids. Lineage: Eukaryota; Viridiplantae; Streptophyta; Magnoliopsida; Proteales; Proteaceae. Gene Ontology annotation, biological process: protein phosphorylation. Gene Ontology annotation, cellular component: plasma membrane. Gene Ontology annotation, molecular function: protein kinase activity; ATP binding. The record is from RefSeq and is a predicted model, not a curated record.